UCUCCCUGGCUGAGCAGGAAUGGGGAAGCUGACCUGCAGUUCAUGCGCUGGGUCUGACCAUAGAAAGUGAUGUUUUAGUGUUUAGUGCAGAUUGCAGUAAGGCGUUUGUGGCGGCCAUCCUCUCAGGCCCCCCUCUGCGGACCUGUGCACGGGUAGCGCUCUUCCCGGUCCGGCAGGGGGUGCGGCGCCAUCGCUCUGUCUCCAAGCCCCCCCCCCCAGGUAGACAUGCAGCUGAGUCACGACUCCCAUUCCUUGAAACUGAGGAGCAGCCUUCCUGGAAACACCCCCUCCUGUCCUGAUUGUUUCACAGAAAUGCAAACCUGUGAGCCGGCCCAGAAGUCUGCCCCCUGCUGGUGAUGCCGGCGGUGGUCAUGCUUGCCUGUGAAACUGCUGGCUGCUGAAUGGGCCUGUUUGUGAUCAGAGUGGAAAGGAGUGAGGAGACGGCUGACUGAAUAUUCUUUAGGGCUGAUGGUCUUCAGUACCUUCUUAAUGAGCUUCAUCAGAGCACAAGAUCAGGCAUGGAAACUGAGGAAGCGCCCAUGAACCCAGCAGCUCCCCCCUCCCCAGCCUUGGCUCGUACCCCUAGCUGUCCCAUGCGAUUGGGCCACUGCCCCAGACCCUGCCUCUGUACAGCCAGCCCCUCCCCGUUUGGCCCCAGCAAUGACUCCUCCAGGCCCCCUCCCACCCCCCCACAAAGCACUUAAUGUAUUAUUAUUAUUGGAAUUGAAUUGCCAGCUUUAAACCAAGUGUUGAUUCCUAGUGAAGAAAAUGUCAAAUAAAUUUAUUGAAUGUUAAGUGUCUGUGUGCGAGUGGUUAUUAAACUUCGGUUGUGACUCAUCGCGUAGUUGUAUAAUACUUAACUGCUUCUGUCCACCAGGGGGCAGUGCGGGGCACCGCAUAAGUGGACGCUGAAGCACAGCUGGUUGUUAGCCUACACUUACAGUUAUGCAAAUUUUCCUAAGAGCUUGCAUUGUUCAGAUGGCCCUGAGCGCACACAAUGCAGACUAAGGAGGUGGCGAGAGAGCGCGAGUACCGUAUCUGCGUGUGGCCUGUGAUGGAUCGCCUUGCCUUUCUGCCAAGCAGAGGUUAUUGCCAUGACGAUCCUCAGAGCCGUGUCACUUGUCCUGCACGUCCUCGCCCUGAGUGUCCAUGGGGACGCCUCUUCGCCAGGUUUCUCCCUACCCCCGUGUAAUGUGACGCUCCAAACUCUGGAUCUGGGCAGCUUCCUGCACUGGGAAUGCCCCCCGAUGCCCCCCAACACCACUUUCACGGUCGAGACCCGCACGCAGGGAAAGCCCAGGUGGAAGAAGGUGGCGCAGUGCACUGCUGUGACCUCCCGUAGCUGUGACCUCUCACAGGCCUUCACCAAAUUAGCCCUGUACAACUUCAUCCGGCUGUAUAGGACGACGCCUGGAGAGCAUCCAGCCUGGACGUGGCAGGGCAAGGUUGAUCUGAUGGUCUUCAGCGCCCCCUCCCUUACCCUGUCUCUCAAUGGAAGCUGGCUGAGAGUAGAGCUGUGGUUCCCCACCUCUCUCAGCAAGUCCCUCUGCCCAGACAAAAUGACCUGCUCUGUUGCUACGGUGAUGAAGCCCACAACCGACAUUAUGGUGUAUGAGGUGCACCAACCCUGCGGACACCAGCCUCUGGAGUUCUCUGGUGCUCCAGCGACCUCCUCCUCCACCUGUGAUCACCUCCUCCAUCUGCCCCCAUGGCAGACACACAACCUGCAGGUCAUGGAGGAGCCGGUGAGCUUUGAAUUCGAGAAUCUGAAGGAGGGAUGGAGCUACUGUGCGGUGGCCAACUUCACGGGCAGCGCCACGGCUGCCCCUAGCUGCAUCUCCCUGCCCCCCCGGGUCACAGUGCUGAAGCCCCUGCUGCUGACUCUGGGGGCUUGCGGUAUACUCUUCAUCUCUGCAGCCAUCCUCUUCCUCUUCAGAAGAUACUGGCCGUCGACUGAGUCCCCUCUCCCCAGACCUCUGGGCUCUCUGCAGGACUUCUCCUCCCGGGAGCUGGCCAUGUCACCGGAGGACUGUGCUGGAGACCACCUGUCUAUCUUGUCCCUGUCGGCGUCCAACUCCAGCCCCGCCUUGCCCGCGGCAGCAGACACCCUGCGGGAUGACUUCAGCAUUCCAUGUGGUUACUAUGACAACCCGCUUUGUCCAGACUCCAUGGGUGAGGAGUUUUGGGAAGACUGGGAAGCAAGCGGCGGCGUUCCCUUGCCGGACCAUGAGGCGGCGGGGCCGUGUGGAUCCCCUAUGGGCCCUUUGGCACCCUGUGACGGAAUGCGGCAACUCCCUUUAGGGAGUGGGGGCCCCUGGGACAUCCCUCUCUGCUCGGUGAGGCUGGCCCCCCCCGAAGCGGAGGCUCUCCAGGACUGGAUCCACCUUUCUGGUCCAACUGGGAUAAAGGAGGCUGCCCCCCUGGCAGAGCGCACAGAACUGGGCCAGACGGAACCUGCAGUUGACUUUUGUUUUUCUGAUGAUUGAUGCGCGGGUCUGUAACUUACAGAUAGGAAGCAGAUCGGAACCAAAAUGGACCAGGUGACAUGGACGGGCCUGUGUGAUACAGCCCCCCUACAUUUGCUUGUGUUGCCUUUGGAUCAGUAACAGCAGUAAUUAUGUACUGCAGAUCAGCAUGCCCCUGCCCCCGCACCCCCAUCGCACCCCCCAGGCCUGAGGCAGGCAGUGCUGUGCUGGCUACGGUC
Paramormyrops kingsleyae is the source of this 2704-nucleotide messenger RNA. RefSeq lists its product as uncharacterized. Gene Ontology annotation, biological process: cytokine-mediated signaling pathway. NCBI's taxonomy places the organism in Eukaryota, Metazoa, Chordata, Actinopteri, Osteoglossiformes, Mormyridae. Gene Ontology annotation, molecular function: protein binding; cytokine receptor activity. The record is from RefSeq and is a predicted model, not a curated record. Gene Ontology annotation, cellular component: plasma membrane.